AUGCCUGCUGCUGACCCUAUUACUUUGGCUGCAACAAUGUCUGAGAGGAAAACAAAAUCCUUAUUCAACUUUUCAUCAACAACUGAGAGCGAAGUUGAAGAACAAGGUAUCAUUUUGGCAGGUGAAACAGCCAAUGAUACCAGUGACAGCUCAAGGUCUGAAUCAGACAAAAAUGUUACAGUAAUUGAGAAAGUCAUCACUCAGAAACACUCAGCUGAGCAGCCACUUCUAUCUACCCCUUCUGAAAAAAUAAGAAGUUUACAGUUCUCAGGAGGAGCAUAUAUUGGUUCCAGAAACAGUGGAUAG
Messenger RNA from Candidula unifasciata, 306 nucleotides. The record is from the annotation of a GenBank genome assembly. Lineage: Eukaryota; Metazoa; Mollusca; Gastropoda; Stylommatophora; Geomitridae.